UAUGGAAUUGCUUAAUGUCUAAGACAUUACAGAUAGUAAAGCGUCUUUACAGAAAAUUCAAAUUCACUAUAAGUAAUACUUUUUUAUACUCUCAACUGGUGGUGAAAUUGAAUUAAGAAUGUUGAGCCGCCAUCUCCCAGAGGACGUGGUGACUGAAAUUUUGUCGACGCUGCCGGUAAAAUCGUUGAUGCGAUUUAAAUCUGUGAGUAAAGCCUGGUAUGCUCUCAUCAGAAACCCUCAUUUCAUCGCAAAGCACGACAAUUUCGCCAUUUCUGAUCACAAUCGCAAUCACUGUCGUCGAGUCAUCCUUGAGCGUUACCGAGCAAUAGAUACCCCACGUUUCUCCAUGCACUCUAACGACACCCUGGAGUUUUCCGGCGACAUACAUCUCAUCCCACAAUUGUUCUCAGAAGAUAUUAACCCAGUACUUUUCAUCGGUUCCUGUAAUGGAAUAGUUUGUGUUGUUGGUAUUUCUUCAGAGCGUUUUCAUUUUGGUCCUGAUCCAGACCGGGCUUGGGAGAUAGGGCUUUGGAAUCCUGCAACCAGCGAAUCUAAGAGGCUUCCGUUUGUCCCUCGCCCGCCUGAUUUUGUCCCUUUCCCCCCUGAUUUUCGCGUCCCGAGUUACUAUUUUGGCUUUGGUAUCGAUCUCAACACCAAUGACUUCAAGGUGGUUAAAAUCACGUGCUUCUAUUCUCCGCGGCAUUACCAAGUUGAGGUAUACAACCUUACUACUGAUUCUUGGAGAGUGAUUGAUGCAUCCCUCAACUUAGCCCAUUUUAUUUGUAGAUCUAAUUUUCCUUCAUACUUAAAUGGAUUCUGUUAUUGGUUGAUUUUUCCUCGGCGUUGCGACAGGGAGCAUAAUUUAUUGCUUUCCUUUGAUAUGAGCAAUGAGAUGUUCCGGGAAAUAAUGUUGCCUGAUGAUGUAGGAUCUCCUGCUGACAUUGCCAUUAUCAAUGACUCUGUAGCUGUGAUUUUUCCUACGUCUAUUGUGGAAUGUUCUUGGACUAAACUAUUUACGAUUGCAGUACCCAGCCGUCCUUUACAAUUUCGGGACGAUGGUUUGAUUGUGCUUAACGGCGGCCAUUGUGUUUCAGAUAAAUGUUUGGUAUUGUUUGAUCCAAGAACAGGAGAACUUAAGAAUCUUCCAAUAUAUGACGAAGGCUCGGAAACGUUUAAGCUGGUGAGUUACAGAGAGAGCCUAGUUUUAGUUAAUGGAUGGAGGAAUGUGCUUGAGCAACAAUACACUUGAUCAUUAUGAUAUUGUUAUCACAGAUUUGGACUAUUAUUAUUUAUGUAUUCGAAGAGGACUAUAGAUUAAUUACUGUGAAACUGAGUGGUUUCGAUGUUGUGAUUUUGGUCAUGGAGUCAAUUGACUGCUUAUGUAACAAAAGUUGAUUUAGUUGAAGAGUUGGUCCUAUUUUGCUUAAAUACAAUGGUUUGUGGAUUGGAAUUACAUGAGGACCAUGACGUCCAGGAGUAUGACAGAUUUUAGCUUCAAUUGAGAUGGUUUCACUUUAAAGUA
Molecule: messenger RNA, 1522 nt
Organism: Juglans microcarpa x Juglans regia
Lineage: Eukaryota; Viridiplantae; Streptophyta; Magnoliopsida; Fagales; Juglandaceae
Product: F-box/kelch-repeat protein At3g06240-like
Exons: 2
Coding region: 119-1249 (376 amino acids)
Molecular function (GO): protein binding
Source: RefSeq, a predicted model, not a curated record